Impatiens glandulifera is the source of this 1966-nucleotide messenger RNA. RefSeq names its product protein indeterminate-domain 7-like. The coding region runs from base 369 to 1817 and encodes 482 amino acids. The transcript is spliced from 4 exons. Gene Ontology annotation, cellular component: nucleus. The record is from RefSeq and is a predicted model, not a curated record. Gene Ontology annotation, molecular function: DNA-binding transcription factor activity. NCBI's taxonomy places the organism in Eukaryota, Viridiplantae, Streptophyta, Magnoliopsida, Ericales, Balsaminaceae.
AUUAUUAUUAUUAUCUUAUAAAAGUAGUCUCUUUCUUGGCUUUCUUCAUUUGUACAUAUGUGUGUGGCUCUUGUUCAAUUCUCUAUCUUGUCUCUCUCUCUCUCUCUGCAAUUAUCAACCUGUCUAUCGAUCUAUCUUAGCUUAGCUUCUAUUAUAAUGGUUUUUGAUACUUCAUCAAUCAUUUAUAUAGUUUAAUUAAACUCUAUCUUGCAGAUUCAUCGUCAUUCUAUUCUAUUCUAUUCAAGGGUUUCUGCUCAGAUCUGGCUUAAAGAUGAAGACUUUUAGUUUUAUCUUUCUCAUGCAGAGAAUCUAGCUAUAAAGUUUGCAGCUUUAGAGAGAGAGGGAGAAAGAAGAAGAAGAAGAAGAAAAUGAUUAACGGUAGUAUGAGUAUGAUAAUACCACCCCCCUUAGAUGACAGCAUGUCGAAUUUAACUUGUGCAUCAAAUGAAGCGGCCAGUACUAUCUCUUCAAGCAACAGAAAUCAUGAAAUUGGAUUAACUCAACUCUAUCAUCAUCACCAAUUACAACUACCUCCUUCUAAGAAAAGAAGAAAUCUUCCAGGCAAUCCAGACCCAGAUGCAGAAGUGGUGGCUUUAUCUCCAAGGACAUUAAUGACUACAAAUAGAUUCAUAUGCGAGAUCUGCAACAAGGGUUUUCAAAGGGACCAGAAUCUUCAACUUCAUAGAAGAGGACACAAUCUUCCGUGGAAGCUGAAACAAAGGACAAACAAGGAAUUACCAAUAAAGAAGAAAGUGUACGUGUGCCCUGAGGUCACAUGCGUCCACCAUGACCCGGCUAGGGCUCUAGGUGAUUUGACCGGAAUCAAGAAACACUUCUUCAGGAAACACGGUGAGAAGAAAUGGAAAUGCGAAAAGUGUUCUAAAAGAUACGCAGUCCAGUCCGAUUGGAAGGCUCAUUCCAAGAUCUGUGGCACUAGAGAAUAUAGAUGUGAUUGUGGCACCCUUUUCUCUAGGCGUGACAGUUUCAUCACCCACAGAGCCUUUUGCGAUGCUUUGGCAGAGGAGAGUACCAGACUUAUAAACGCCGCCGGCAUUACCGCCGGCGCCGCGCCGGCCGCCUCUAAUAAUAUUUCUUCAACCGUCCUCCUCCGCCGCCAUUUAAAUCAGUUUGAUGAUCCCACAUCAAUGGUUACCUCCAUUAACCAGCCUUUAAUCCACCUCAAAAGAGAACAACAACAUCAAGACCUAAUUCCACCUUGGCUCUUACACCAACAAGACCUGAUAAGGGGCCCAGGUCCCCCACCACCGAUGGACCCCUCCUCCUCCAUCCAAUUAUUCCCGGCGAGACAGCUGCUGGACCACCACCAUAAUCAGAAUCAAAAUUCCAGUUUCCUCCCUCCAAUAUUUGAACCUACUCCUUCUCCUCACAUGUCAGCAACAGCUCUACUUCAAAAGGCAGCCCAAAUGGGUGUCAACCAUAGCCUGCCAGAACAAACUAUUCAGAUGGGCAUUUCCACAAACAAUUGGUCUGCUCCAGGACUUAGCUCCAACAACAGAUCUAAUUCAUUUGAAGAGGCGGCCAUUAUGAGUAAUAAUAAUGGAAUGUUGAAUAAUCCGAAACUAGACAAUACCAGUUGUUUCCAGCAGGACCCUUCAAUCGGAGGCCGCGGUAAUGGCAAUGGUAACGAGGAAUUAACACGGGACUUUCUGGGUCUAAGAGCAAUACCCCCACCUGCUGCUGCUGCUGCUGCGGGUAGAGGGAUUUUCACAAACACGAGAGGAAUACAAUCAACAACGUCGACGAAUUUGUAUAAUCAACAGACCCUAAACCAUCAUCAAACAUCUUGGCAAGGUUAGAUCGCAAUCGCAAUCGCAACCGCAUGAAUCGAAUUAGACAUGAUGAUCGAAGAAGUUCUUCAGUUUUGCUUUUUGGGUUUUAUGAAAAAUACAGAUGAGAGACUACUGUUUAUUUACUCCAAAAAACUCUACUUUUUAUUCUAUUUUUC